Ipomoea triloba (trilobed morning glory) is the source of this 1533-nucleotide messenger RNA. Its product is annotated as putative F-box protein At1g49610. Gene Ontology annotation, molecular function: protein binding. Bases 19 to 1491 code for a protein of 490 amino acids. NCBI's taxonomy places the organism in Eukaryota, Viridiplantae, Streptophyta, Magnoliopsida, Solanales, Convolvulaceae. The record is from RefSeq and is a predicted model, not a curated record. The transcript has 3 exons.
UGUUGAAAAGCCUGCAAAAUGGAUGCCAAGAGAUGCAGAACUUUAAGGGAUCAAGAAAAAGGCAAUGAAGACAGGCUGAGUGUACUACCAGAUUCCAUUCUUCUUCUCAUACUAUCACUUUUGCCUACCAGAGAUGCCAUCAAGACAAGCACCCUCUCAAGAAGGUGGGACCGGUUAUGGACCUCUGUGUCUAAUCUGAAAUUCCAUCUACCAUCAGAACAGAAGACGCCAAAGAAUUUCAUAACUUCUGUGCACCGCGCCCUUCUUCUACAUGAAGGUCAAUGCAUCUCUAAGUUUUCUAUCAGAUUCUACUACAAGGAAAAGUUUGCUUCUCAUGUUGAUGCAUGGAUCCGCUUUGCAACAAGGAAAAGUGUGGAAGUGCUUCAUUUAGAUUUCACAGACAGGUGUACCUAUACUGUUGGACGAGAUGUUCCCUAUGCGAUGCCUCGUCAUUUCUUCAACAAUGAAACGUUCACCGAGCUGAAGUUGAACUUCUGUUCUUUCAAGAUGCAUGGAGUGCAACUUUCCUGGAAAUCACUCAGAAAGCUAUCUCUCAGGCAAUUUGUACUAAGUGAUGACAUGGUUAAUGGUAUUCUAGCUGGAUGCCCCAUACUAGAAUGCUUGGUUCUUGAGCAAUGUUCCAGCUUGACUUUCCUGAGCAUCCCUUCUGCAAAACUGAAAAGCUUGACGCUAUGUAAUAUGCAAACUGAGAUUAAAAUUUAUGCAUCUCAUUUGUUGUCACUAACACUUUCAGGCUACAUGCACGAAGCUGAACAUUCCAUUGUAGAUUUAUCACGUCUGGAGUAUGCCAAGAUUGAUUUUAAUUUAAUGUUUUUCGAUGUCGUGGAUGAAUGCGAAGUUGAGUACUUUUGCAGGAAAUUAAGAAACAUCAUUAGAAAUGUGUGUCAUGCAAAGACUCUAGCACUAUGUCAAUCGUGUGUCCAGCUGUUAACAGCUUGUGAGGUUUACAGCAUUCAAAUUCCCAUAUUGAAGUGCAAGUCUCUGACACUGGAAACAAGUUUCCGUAAACACGAACUCAUUGGGAUAACCAGUUUACUGCAGAACUCACCCGGUUUGGAAAACCUAAUAAUUAUAGCCAGUAACUUGUAUGGGUUUUGGUGUGAAAGUGAUCUAACAAGAAAACAUCCUGUUGAUGAGCAAAGAUUUUGGGAUUCACAGACUGAUGCUUUCUCUUCUUCACUUCACCAUUUGAGGACUGUUAGAUUGUACAGUUUUAUGAGCUGGGGUGUUGGAUCAGGCUGUGAUAUCAUGGAUAUGAGCUUAGGGAAAUUGCAGAAGAAAAUUGCAAGGGAAUUAAACCUUGUGAAGUUUUUAUUAACAAAUUUUACAGUCAUAGAGAGGGUGGAUUUUUACAUCAAGAAGGACCAGAACUCCAAAAUUACCAAACUGAGAGAGAUAAUACAUACUGUUUCCCAAGCUAUAUUGGUAUGCCCAAAAGCUUCAUCCCUUGUGGAAGUGGUCUUCUGGUAGGGCCUACCUAUGUAUUUGUAUGAUGCAAGAAUGUAACAUUAU